Messenger RNA from Truncatella angustata, 501 nucleotides. RefSeq lists its product as uncharacterized. NCBI's taxonomy places the organism in Eukaryota, Fungi, Ascomycota, Sordariomycetes, Amphisphaeriales, Sporocadaceae. The record is from RefSeq and is a predicted model, not a curated record. Bases 26 to 313 code for a protein of 95 amino acids. The transcript has a single exon.
CACUGAUGGGUUUUAGAGGCGCAACAUGAACCCCUUGUUGUCCCUGUAUGGGCUGCUCGUCAGCCUUAUCCAAACUCGAUUUCCAUUGCUUCGCUCAGCCCGUUUUUCGCCACUAGAAAGCCGAAAAAGACACUGCCACACCACGGGGGCUUUAUUUUCCAAACACAUUCUACCAUUCUCAUACACUCAUAUGUCUGUUUCAUAUGUUUCGACCUUAGAAAGCACAGCUUUACUGCCUGAUUCUAAGCCCAGCCCCCAAUACCAGCACCCCACUUGUGGUAUCAGUCAUCUGCCAAAACCAUUCUACCUUUGAUCAUCAUUCAAACUAUGCUCUAAUCUUCGUACCAAACCCCAGGCAUGAGUCACUCGUUGGUAUGUAAGUAUACUUUGGAUUGGCAUGGCCUCUGUCGCUCAUUGUUGGUCAAUGGUGGUAGACGCCCAGGGUCUGCCUGGAGCACUGCCAUUUGAACGUACUGCCAAUAUGUUCCAUGUCACACAUAC